GGUAAAGGUUUUGCAUUGAUAUUCUCAACCAGUGACAUUUUAAGAGACACAGGGGACAGAGGAACAAACGAUAUGCCACCCAAACCAGCUCCAGCGAAAGGCGCCACUGCCAAGAAGGCUGCUCCGGCCAAGGUUCCUGCUGCUAAACCAGUAGCGAAGAAGGCAGCUCCUGCGAAGGCAGCUCCUGCAAAGGCACCCGCUGCAGCACCAAAACAAGAGAAACCCAAGGAAUCAUUGGUAAUGAUGGGAGUUGAGAUUGGACUAAAAGCACUUGCUAACACUCUUGAUAGUGACGAAUUGAAAUCUUCGGGACGGUGGCCACUCAUCAUCGACCAAUCUGGUAACGCCGUCACUUUCCUAAAGUACCGCGACACAAAUGUGCUGUUCGCGGCAGCACCCGCCUUGGACAUGCAGGGACCUCCUAUCAGAAGAGCUGUAAUGGGCUCUAUCAGGUUUGGCAAACCAUUGGUUAUCAAUAUGGAGGAGAGCGAUGACUUCGAUAAAUUGACGCAAGACUUUGAUAAGGUGCUUGUGGUCAAGGAUCUGAUGGCUAAAAUCAUGGAUAGGAGUAUUCUCAAGGAUGAAAACUACAAGCAACUUGUGUCGUCAGAGGAUGGGGACGAGUAUACUAAAUGCCAGGAACGAGAAUGGCGUGCUGAUGACUUUAGUUUUGUUCUCGCCACCACGAAAGUUGAAGUGUCUAAGGAAUUAUGCGGACAGUUCUACACCAUUCGCAUCGUCUAGAAUUAGAAGCUCCAAUUAGAAGCUCCAGAGACUCAAGGCACAAAACGCAAGCUGCAUAGUGUGCUAACUAUUUCUGUCGAAAUAGCAGAAUGAUCAAUCCACCUGGCUACUCCGGUCCGUUCGUCCAUCAACUCGUCAACCACUCCAUUUAUCACUAGACCUGUGUGGUUCUUCGUCAUCCGCAUCGUGAUGAAGUAACCUUAAUUUACGUGUAUGUAUCGCGUGGUGUUCUCUAAGUGAAUAACUUUUACUGCUCUUGUUUUGAUUAUUCCAUCACACAAAUGUUUAUAUAAUUUGAUAUCAUACCGCUUGACCCUGUCAAUUUAGAUGUCAUGAAGUUGUCAUGUUCCCCUAAUCACAGUUUGGCUCUACUAUACUCUGGUUUAAAUACAUAUACCGAUGCAUCCAUGGUCUCUGUGAAAUACAGAUUGAUGUGGCAUUCUUUCAUCAGCGUGACGUGUUCGAAAGUGCUCCCUCCCUUACCUUGAUGAUUUGUUCAGCUUGAAUUGCUUUGUCUAAUUGUCGGUCUUUUUUCAGUUUUGCUUGCAACAAUUGGAAUUAAACAAGUACUUCAAAUAUUUGGUCCGUGGUUGUAAAUUUCUUCUGCAAAUAUGGGAAGAAAGGUCAAUAUUGUCGAUUCAACAGGUUGAGGCUAAGUCCUGACCAAAUUGAAACAAGCUAUGAUACAGGCCUCAUCGCUCGCUUCAUGAACACCAAUGUAAAUAUGCCAUUAAUUGUAGUAAAUA
Messenger RNA from Lineus longissimus, 1490 nucleotides. RefSeq names its product IQ motif and ankyrin repeat domain-containing protein 1-like. NCBI's taxonomy places the organism in Eukaryota, Metazoa, Nemertea, Pilidiophora, Heteronemertea, Lineidae. The coding region runs from base 73 to 744 and encodes 223 amino acids. The transcript has 5 exons. The record is from RefSeq and is a predicted model, not a curated record.